Molecule: messenger RNA, 576 nt
Organism: Blastomyces dermatitidis ER-3
Lineage: Eukaryota; Fungi; Ascomycota; Eurotiomycetes; Onygenales; Ajellomycetaceae
Exons: 1
Coding region: 1-576 (191 amino acids)
Source: RefSeq, a predicted model, not a curated record
AUGCUAUCUCCUCAUGCGAACUUCAAACCAUGGGCGCCCCUUCACCUCAAACUACUCUCAUCUUACGUAUCCCACCAUUCAUGCUCUCCAGCGGCCAGCUGUUCUCCUCCCUCUAAACCCCAUCAUGAUUCUCCCCGCAGCACUCUACCACCCCCCAAGCAUCACCUCUCUGCAAGACCACCGGCUGAAGUUUGCAUGUCAUUCAGCACCAACGCCAGGCCAUGUACACCAACAGCAUCCCAAUUUCAGGAACGAGAGAUAUCGAUACCGCCAUCCAGUACGCCAUCUUCAGAGAACCCCAAGCAUGGGCCUUUAUAUCCGCAUGAUCCAGCACAUCUUACUCCAAAUUCACCUCAAAUUGCCGCCUUCGACACCCAAGAUCUCACUGCUCUUUCAGACAAGCUACCUCUGCUUGAGAGAGGAGCUGCAGGGCCAGGUCCAUCCUCACCCAGUACAAACAGCUCGGAUGGCAGCCUAGAGAAAUUCUUCAGGCCCCUGGUUCUUCAGAACAACAUUCUCAUAGACCCGGCCAUUCUUUCCAAUGACAGGCCCCGACAGGCCAGCAGGUCUCUCUGA